AAUUUGUCGGUCUUUUCUUCUCGCUGCGCAAAGUCUAUUAUUAAAGCGCCGCGUUAACAACAACUUGUGCAAAAUUAUUGAAAGAAAAUUGUGAAAUUGUGUUUAAGAACUUGAAUGUGCUAAGAGGCAAACAGUCUUAAGCAGCCAUGAGCGAAGAAACUUAUCAAAUAGAAACGCGCCGGCGUUCCCGCUCCAAGACGCCAUUUCUGCGCUCCAGCUGCGAUCAUGAGAAUUGCGAGCAUGCCGGAGAAGAGGGGCAUGUGCAUCAUAAGAAGAAGAAACCCUCCAUGGCACCGAAUGUGCAAACCAUUGUGGAGGAGCACAUUGUGGAAACCAAGUCCAGCAGCAGCAGCAGCGGAAAAAAUAAAAACAUGCGCUCCAAGAUGAAUAUGCAGGCAACAUCGGACUAUUCCAGUGAUGAUACAACGCCUUUGUCCAAGCGCAAGCAGCUGCAUAGCAAGGCAAGCACCACCACAACGACGUCAUCCAGUGUAACCAGCAUGUUUUCCAAUACGAGCAAGCGCAUAGGCAAUGCCUUUAGCAAUCUAAGCGCCGUGACAUCCACGCCACGCAACUUGCUGGAAACCACACAAAAUGUGUUGAACUCAGCGCAGGAGCUGAGCGCUAGCCAACGCAGCAAUGGCGACUUAAGCAAAGACCACUUGGCCUACAUUGAGUACAGAGAUGCGGGCGAGUACUGGAACAAAACACCCAAAACGGAUUAUACUUACUCGGAGCUGUCGCCGCAUCGUCGUCAGCUAGCGCCUGGCAUUAUUGCCAUGCCCAACAUGUCGCGUCGCAGUCUGGAGCAUCAUGAUGAGCGCGUCAAUUCCAUGAUCAACAGAAAUCCAACACAGGAGGACUUCAUACGCCGUCGCUAUCAAACCAAGACGACAACCACACAUCUGAACUACGACUCUGGCGACGAGGUGGACAUUACACAGUUUGGCAAGCAAGAGCAGAGCUGGUGGCUACUGCGCUUCAUCAGUGUGAUUGUCAGCACUGUCAGCAGCACUUGGAAUCGCGUGACCAACAUCUCAGAGACGGAAACCAAUGCAUAUCACAACUAUUAUGCCAAUCAGCAGCGCCAGCAGCAAAGUGGCUUCUUGGUCAGAAGUUUUAGUAGCCUGUUACGCUAUAUAUACAUUAGCAUUGUAUCCGUCAUGAGCCUGGACACUUGGCUGCUGCGCUCCAGCAAUGCAGAGAACAAGACCAAGAAGCGUUUUCUACUGCUGCUGCUGAUUCUGUUGCCAUUGCUGUUGCUAGCGGCAUGCUGGUGGUGGUGGCUGCCGGCAGAGCAACGCGUGCAACAUGUGCAGCAGGUGAAGGCGCUGCUGCCGUUGCCACUAAGCAUAGUUGCAGCAAUGCGUGCGCAGUUUGCGAACAUUAAGACGGUGUUGCAAGGAGGAGUUGAGUGGCGUGCAGCGCCAGUGCAAGAUGCUGCCGCCAUAAAGUUGCAAAUGGCGCAAGUGGAGCAGCAGAUGCAGAAAUCAUUGACGCCCGAGGAGUAUGAGAAUAUUUUGAAUCAUGUCAAUAGCUAUGUGCAGCAGCUGGUGGAGCUGAAGUUGCAGCAACAGGCGGCGUCACAACAACAGCAGCAGCAGCAACUGUCGCCGCAGCAAACGAAAAUCAUUGCGCAGCUGCUGCGUGAGAAUCUAGCACAAUUUGUGGAACAAACGCAGCUAAGCGAGCAGCAGCUGGCGGAUCUGGCUUUGCGCUUGAAGCUGCAACUGCAGCAGGCAGGCGAGUGGCAAGCGGGCAGCGUCAAGUUAACGCCGGCGCAGCUGGCAGAGUUUACCAAACUGGUCAAGGCGGAGCUGCAACUAGAGCAGCAUCAUUAUACUUUGCAGCUGGAGCAGCUUGACUUGACAGCGCUGCUGCAGCGUUUGCUAAGCUCAGCGCAGCUGGCGCAGUUUGUAGAUGAGCGCAUCAGCGCGGCCUUGCAACAGCAGCAACUGCAUGCAGCGCCAUUGGCGGAGCAGCAAGUGGAUCAACUAAACAAAGAGAUUGUCUUUAUCAAGCUAGCGCUGUCCGAUAAGCAAGCAGAGAAUGCCGAUCUGCAGCAGUCCAUAAGCAAUCUGAAGCUGACCCAGGACGAUUUGUUGACGCGCAUGCAGCAGCAUGAGCUGGCGCAGGAUACACGCUUUAGCGGACUGCUGGCUGAGAUUGAGGCCAAGCUGGCUACACUGCAGCAGUCGCAGUUUGCGCUGCUCAACAAGCAGGUGAAGCUGACGCUUGUGGAAAUCUUGGGCUUCAAGCGCAGCGCAGAUGGCGAAAUGGCGGGCAAGCUGGACGAUGUGGAUCUGCAGAACUGGGUGCGCAGCAUGUUUGUGGCCAAGGAGUAUCUGGAGCAGCAGCUGCUCGAGCUGAACAAGCGCACCAACAAUCACAUACGUGAGGAAAUUGAACGCUCCAGCAUUAUGCUAAUGAGCGAUAUAAGCGAGCGUCUCAAGCAUGAAAUACUGUCCGCCGUUGAAGCCAAACACAAUGAGAGCAGCGCUACGAUCAAAGUGCAAAUGGGCGAGCAGGAAGUUAGGAAUAUAGUCAAGGCGGUGCUCGCCAUUUACGAUGCAGACAAAACAGGCCUAGUGGACUUUGCGCUGGAGUCAGCCGGCGGCCAAAUACUCUCCACACGCUGCACCGAAAGCUAUCAGACCAAGUCGGCACAGAUCUCCGUCUUUGGCAUACCGCUGUGGUAUCCCACCAAUACGCCCAGAGUGGCCAUCUCACCCAAUGUGCAGCCUGGCGAAUGCUGGGCCUUUCAAGGCUUUCCCGGAUUUCUAGUGCUGAAGCUGAACUCAUUGGUCUAUGUCAGCGGCUUUACGCUGGAGCACAUACCCAAGAGCUUGUCGCCUACGGGACGCAUUGACUCGGCGCCACGCAACUUUACAGUUUGGGGUCUGGAGCAUGAGAAGGAUCAGGAUCCCGUGCUGUUUGGCGAGUAUGAGUAUCAGGACAACGACGCCUCGCUGCAAUACUUUACAGUACAAAAUGUGGACAUCACUCGGCCCUAUGAGAUCGUUGAGCUGCGCAUCGAAACAAAUCACGGCCAGCCCACCUAUACGUGUCUGUAUCGCUUCCGUGUGCACGGCAAGCCCACACCCACAUAGAUCUAAGCCCAGUUAAUAAAAUGCAACUACAGUCAGGUGUACAUAGGAAUAACACUGUGCCUUAAAAAGGAGACUCAACGUUAAUCAAUAGCAAGCGCCCAACUAAAACCUAGGCUAACUAUAACUAUUAAAUGUCAGGCUAUAGUCUGUAAGUGUUUAUUUUGUAUCAUAAUAUCAUGUAUAUAUAUAUGCUAUGCUUAGGACACGCCUGUUGUCCACUAGAAUAUUUAUUUUGCAAGCGUUCGAAUUAGGUUUAAUGUGUUUUUGCCAUUUUGUAUAUCGUUUUCAGAACUUAAUAGUCAUAGGCUGAUAAACCACAACUAAUUAGGCCAUAUGCUUGCUAUUACUUAAGUUUAUGCAUUAAGCUAAGCACACACACACACACAACAGAAUAAUGAAUUAUUUGUAAAUGCCAUAGAACUGGCAAACUAUUGAAUUACAAAGCUUGAAUUUACAUAUCUCAAUACACACAACAAGAAUUUGUUUUAAGCACAACUGAAGCCCAAAAAUAGUUUACGUUAUAAAUUAAAUUAUGUA
Molecule: messenger RNA, 3647 nt
Organism: Drosophila busckii
Lineage: Eukaryota; Metazoa; Arthropoda; Insecta; Diptera; Drosophilidae
Gene: koi
Product: SUN domain-containing protein 1
Exons: 7
Coding region: 147-3110 (987 amino acids)
Biological process (GO): nuclear envelope organization
Cellular component (GO): meiotic nuclear membrane microtubule tethering complex; nuclear envelope
Molecular function (GO): protein-membrane adaptor activity
Source: RefSeq, a predicted model, not a curated record